AAAAUCAUGACUGCCAUUGAUAUCUUGUAUUAUUAACUAUUAUAAUUCAAAUUCCUCCCCCUAUAACACAAGACACUGCCCUGCUUUAUGGGGGGUAGAGAGAGACAAGAGAGCAAAACCCAGACAGCAGGAGAGGACAGUAGCAAGGAAAGCUACUUAAUACUCUUGCAAAACCUCAUCUGUGAGAGACCCAAAAACAGAAGAAGAAGAAGAAGAAAAAAAAUAGAUGGGUUCUCUGAAUUCUUCAUAAAAAUAAAGCUGCUUUUUUGGUUGAUGACAAGACAGAGGAAGUAAAGGUGGUGAAAGACAAAAUAGAGAGAGAGAGAGAGAGAGAGAGAGAGAGAGAGAGAGAGUCUUUUGCCUUAUUUAAGGAGGUGGGUCUUACACUCUCCUUUGUUCUCAAGCAUUCAAAAAAAUAAAAGAAAUAAAAAAGAUGGUAUUGAUGGCAAUGCAGAGUUUUAAAGAUGUUAGGAGUCUGAGGUGUGUAGAGUAAUAAGGAGAGGGCCACCUCAUUUUUUUCUUUUUCAAAUGUAAGGAUUUGGGUACUUUUGUUCCUUUUGUGAGUAGGAUUCUUGAGUUUUUCAUUUCAUGAAAAAGGCUUUCUUUUUCUUUCUUUUGGGGUGAUGGGAGCAGUCAGAGAAUUAAAGGGAUAGGAGUUUUCAGGUGGUGGGAAUUGAUUGUUGUUAUUUAAGAAGGUGAGCCGUUUCUUUUUCUUAUAUAUUUGAUAAAGGGUCAGAGAAGUAUAGAUUGAGGUUUUUAGGAACAGCUGUUUUAGUUGGGGAGUUUUGUUUCUCUUCCUAUCACUUUCUUCAGUUUCUCUCUCCUUUCAUUCUACAGCAAUGGAGUCUUCUUCCCAAAUCAUUGGAGUUACAGAAGAAGAACGUAAUAGUAGUGAAUCUGGCUGGACCAUGUAUCUUGCCUCACCCAUGCAUGAUGAUGAUGAUGGUGAUGGUAGUGAGCAUGAUGGUGUUGGCGGCGGCGGAUAUGGUGAUGAUGAUAGCGAUGAUUCGAUGGCUUCGGACGCUUCUUCCGGUCCAUGUCGUCGUGAACAUUCAUAUGAGAAUACUGACCUGGGUCAUUGCAUGGGUCAUUCCAAGCAUGAUGAUGAUGAUGAUGGUGAUGAUGGGGAGGAGGAGGAUUAUGGAUAUUCAUACAAGAAAGUUUCCAAACAAAAGGAGAAAAGGAAAGAUGAAGGAAAAAGGAAUGAAAGAGAAAAAGAAGGCCCACUUCAUGCGGACAGGAAUUCUUCUCUUGUAUGCAGUAGUUCCAAGGUAAGGAAAAUCAACUUAGUAAAAAGAGGAAAACAGUAAGGUAGGCAUUUUUAUCUUUCUAUAAAUGUCUUUCUCAUCCAUGAGUUUGAGUUUCUUUUUUAACUGUUUGUUCUUGCAUAUGAUUAAUCUCCUCUUCCUCUCUUGUAACUUCUCAAAGAGAGAGAGAAAUGCAUGGUGAGGCCCAGGAAAUAGCUGAAAGUCUCUCUUAAGAACUACCAAGGUGCACCAGAUGCAAAUGGGUGUUUUCGUAUGUAAGUUACGAAUGUCUGCAAGCAUAGUAUACAUGCUUGCAUGCAAAGUAUGCAAAUGGGUUUGUAAGGUAAAUCUCUGGCGAGCCCGGAAGAGCCUUUAACAGAAAACUGCAGCUAGACAAUCAGUUGUUGGAUCCAGGUUUACAGGUAUAUGAUAAGUAAAACAUGUAUCCAUCCAUUCAUAGAAGUGUCUACGGACAUCUUUGUGAUAAAGUGUAACUAUGUAAUUGUAGCUGAAGUGGGAAAUCAAUGUAGAAAUGCAUGCAUGUCUACCCAUAUAUGAGGUGGCGAAAGCGCCAUCGUUGAUGCAAUGAGGUUUAUAGUUCAAGAAUUUCAUCAUUUCCUGAGGUUUAUGUGAACUAUGCAGAGAUUUGGAUUGCAGAUGA
Magnolia sinica is the source of this 1908-nucleotide messenger RNA. RefSeq names its product protein SOB FIVE-LIKE 4-like. Gene Ontology annotation, biological process: cytokinin biosynthetic process. The record is from RefSeq and is a predicted model, not a curated record. The transcript has a single exon. The coding region runs from base 840 to 1310 and encodes 156 amino acids. Lineage: Eukaryota; Viridiplantae; Streptophyta; Magnoliopsida; Magnoliales; Magnoliaceae.